CAUUCCCCUCCCAUUUGACCCUUCUCUUUUUAAAGUCGUUAAUCGACAGAAGUUUCCCCGCUGGAGUCCACUGCCCGUCUAUCAUUGCUGAGUUGGAGCCUUUGAGGUCCAGCAAAGGAAGAGGAGUGCUCUGCUCUUACUCCUUCAAUUACCAUUUUAUUUAUUUAUAUUUAUUUUGUUAUGAUAGUUUCUAUGAUGAUCAUGUCAUGUUACCACCACCUCCAUCCUAGUAAACAUUCAGUUCCGUAGUAACACCCUCCCUCUCCCUCCGUACAUUCUCUCUCCGUACAAGUCGGAGCUCUGCUCCGUCCUCCCUUCCUAGAAUUCCGGCAAGCUGUCCGAUCAUAAUUCCAAAUCCAAUUCUGUCCCUCUCUGUAGCUCUACUUGUUCUGAUGAACCACCAUCUUCUCUAGGGUUUCUCAUCGGUAAGCCGAUUCCGCAGAGAUGUCUCGGCAAGCGGCGUCGGCCCACUUCCACAAAUCCAAGACUCUCGAUAACAAAUACAUGCUUGGAGAUGAGAUUGGAAAGGGAGCAUAUGGUCGAGUUUACAAGGGUUUGGAUUUGGAGAAUGGAGACUUUGUCGCAAUUAAACAAGUUUCUUUGGAGAAUAUUGCUCAGGAGGAUCUCAACAUUAUAAUGCAAGAGAUUGAUUUACUCAAGAAUUUAAAUCACAAAAACAUUGUGAAGUACCUUGGAUCCUUAAAGACAAAGACUCAUCUUCACAUAAUCCUGGAAUAUGUGGAGAAUGGCUCACUUGCAAACAUUAUCAAGCCAAACAAAUUUGGACCUUUCCCAGAAUCAUUGGUAGCCGUGUACAUUGCUCAGGUUCUGGAAGGGUUGGUAUAUUUACAUGAGCAGGGAGUAAUCCAUCGGGAUAUCAAGGGUGCAAAUAUAUUGACAACUAAAGAGGGGCUUGUGAAACUUGCUGAUUUUGGUGUUGCGACAAAACUGACUGAGGCGGAUGUUAAUACACAUUCAGUUGUUGGAACGCCAUACUGGAUGGCCCCAGAGGUGAUUGAAAUGUCGGGAGUUUGUGCUGCUUCGGACAUUUGGAGUGUUGGGUGCACUGUUAUUGAACUUCUUACAUGCGUACCUCCUUACUAUGAUCUACAGCCUAUGCCAGCACUGUUUCGUAUUGUUCAGGAUGAGCAUCCUCCCAUACCUGACAGCCUAUCCCCGGACAUUACUGAUUUUCUGGGUCAGUGCUUUAAGAAGGAUGCUAGGCACCGCCCUGAUGCAAAGACAUUGCUUUCUCACCCUUGGAUACAAAACUGCCGGCGAGCUUUGCAAUCUUCAAUUCGUCAUAGUGGAACUCUAAGACAAGAAGCUUCAAUAGGUGCAGAAAUUUCCAAUGGAGAUAAUCCGGGUUCUGCUGAAAGUCCUUCUGCAGAGAAAGUUGAAGUAGCUGCUUCAACCAUUAAAGCAGACUCUGGGAAAGAAUUAUUAUCAACUGAGAUUCCUGAUAUGGGAAGAUCUGAUGAUAACCCUGCUUCAGAUGUAAAAUCGGUUGAGGAGAAAACGGAUAAUUUAGAAGAUGAUCUGACAGACGAAGUUCCCACAUUAGCUAUCCAUGAAAAGUCAUCUUUGCAAAAUGGUUCUGGCAGAAUAUCUUCUCAGGAAUUGGCUGCCUCUGAGGCCAACGAGCUUGACGAGCCACCACAUGCUAGCAACCAUGAUGCAGUGCUGGUGAAUGGUGAGGUCAGAUCUCCUGAAUUAACGACAAAAAAUGUAAGUGGUAAACAAGGAGGAAAAGGUGUUGGUUAUAGAGCUUUCGGUUUUGGAACAAGAAAUCUGGAUGGCAGUUUUCAAAAGGCUGCCAAGAUGCCAGUUUUGUUGGGAGGUAAUGAACUCAGUAAAUUUAGCGAUACUCCAGGAGAUGCUUCCUUGGAUGAUCUGUUUCAUCCAUUGGAUAAGCAUCCAGAGGAUAGGGCAGCUGAGGCUUCAACCUCUGCAUCUAUGUCACAGUCAAACCAAGGCAAUACACCUGGGAAUGAUGCUGGGAAAAGCGACCUGGCUACAAAGUUGAGAGCUACAAUUGCCCAAAAACAAAUGGAGAGUGAAAUGGGUCAGGCUAACAGCAGUGGUGGCAACCUGUUACAGCUUAUGAUGGGUGUUCUCAAAGAUGAUGUGAUUGAUAUUGGUGGUUUGGUUUUCGACGAAAAGAUGCCUGGAGAAAACCUAUUUCCCCUACAGGCUGUUGAGUUCAGCCGGUUGGUCGGGUCAUUGAGACCAGAUGAAACAGAAGAUGUUAUUGUCUCCGCCUGUCAGAAACUCAUUGCUAUCUUCCAUCAGCGUCCAGAGCAGAAAAUUGUUUUUGUUACCCAGCAUGGUUUGCUCCCUCUAGUGGAAUUGCUUGAAGUACCUAAAACUCGUGUUAUAUGUUCUGUGCUUCAAAUUAUAAAUCUGAUAAUCAAAGAUAAUACUGAUUUCCUGGAAAAUGCUUGUCUUGUGGGUCUGAUCCCAGUGAUAAUGAGCUUUGCUUUUCCUAAUCAUUCCCGGGAAAUUCGUAUGGAAGCAGCUUAUUUCUUACAGCAGCUUUGUCAAUCAAGCCCUUCAACGUUGCAAAUGUUCAUAGCUUGCCGUGGAAUACCUGUUUUGGUGGGCUUUUUAGAGGCUGACUAUGCAAAAUUCAGGGAAAUGGUUCAUCUAGCAAUUGACGGGAUGUGGCAGGUCUUUAAGCUUCAACGAUCAACUCCUAGAAAUGAUUUUUGUCGCAUAGCCGCGAAGACUGGAAUAAUGCUGAGGCUUAUUAACACCCUUUAUAGCUUGAAUGAGGCAACCCGCCUAGCUUCCAUAUCUGUCGGGGGUGGAUUUCCACUAGAAGGUUCAGCUCAGCGCCCACGGUCUGGUUCAUUAGAUUCUGGUCAUCCAAUUUUUGCUCAGAGUGACGUGCUGCUUUCUACAACUGAUCAACAUGAUCUUUCCAAGGUUAGACAUGGAUUGAUUGAUUUUCAUUUGUCAACUGGAACAGCAGAACCUGCACGUGCUUCAACUUCAAACUCUCAAAGAUCAGAUGCCAAUCAAUCAGAUCCAAGAUAUCUUCAUCAAGAUACUGAUAGAGCUCAAUCUAGCAAUGUGGUAGUGGAAGCUUUAGUUCCUUCUAAAUUGACAGACUCAACAUCAGUAGACAAAGUAGUAAAUAUUACAACUAAGGAACCUUCAAUUACCUCUCGGGAUCUAGACCUCAGGCAGCAGCGACCUGCUAAUUCUUCUACUAGGGCAUCCACAGAUAGACCUCCAAAAAUGAUGGAAGGUACAUCAAAUGGGUUUUCAACAACAGUAACUACUCAACAGGAGCAAGUUCGACCCCUUCUUAGCUUGUUAGAUAAAGAGCCUCCUUCCAGACACUUUUCUGGUCAGCUCGAGUUUGUACGCCACCUGCCAGGUUUGGAGAGACAUGAAAGUAUAUUGCCCCUGUUACAUGCUUCUAAUGAAAAGAAGACAAAUGGAGAAUUAGAUUUCCUGAUGGCUGAAUUUGCUGAUGUCUCUCAACGUGGUAGAGAAAAUGGGAAUGUUGAUUCCACUGCUAGAGUUUCACAUAAAACGAUGAAUAAAGAGAUGGGAACAGUAGCAUCUAUCAAAGGAGCUGCUUCCACUUCUGGCAUAGCAUCUCAGACAGCAUCAGGUGUACUUUCUGGUUCUGGAGUUUUAAAUGCUAGACCAGGCAGUGCAACAUCAUCAGGUUUACUUUCCCACAUGGUUUCAACAUUGAAUGCAGAUGUUGCAAGGGAAUACCUAGAAAAGGUGGCUGAUCUUCUGCUUGAGUUUGCGCAAGCAGAUACUACUGUAAAGUCGUACAUGUGUAGCCAAAGUUUGCUCAGCCGUCUUUUCAAGAUGUUCAAUAGGGUGGAGCCCCCUAUUCUUUUGAAGAUACUGAAGUGUGUAAACCAUUUGUCGACUGAUCCAAACUGCUUAGAGAAUCUUCAGCGGGCAGAAGCAAUUAAAUAUUUGAUUCCAAACCUUGAACUCAAAGAAGGAGCUCUUGUAUCUCAAAUACAUCAUGAGGUACUCAAUGCCCUGUUCAAUCUGUGCAAGAUUAACAAGAGAAGACAGGAACAAGCAGCUGAGAAUGGAAUAAUUCCACACUUAAUGCACUUUAUCGAGUCUAAUUCUCCUUUGAAACAAUGUGCGUUGCCUUUACUGUGUGAUAUGGCUCAUGCAUCGCGUAAUUCGAGGGAGCAACUAAGGGCUCAUGGUGGGUUGGAUGUUUACUUAAGCCUUCUCGAGGAUGAACUUUGGUCUGUGACUGCAUUGGACUCGAUUGCCGUGUGCUUAGCUCAUGACAAUGACAACCGGAAGGUGGAACAAGCAUUAUUGAAAAAGGAUGCAGUUCAGAAAUUGGUGAAAUUCUUCCAGUGCUGUCCAGAACAGUAUUUCGUGCACAUAUUGGAGCCAUUUUUGAAAAUUAUCACGAAAUCAUCUCGAAUUAAUACAACAUUAGCUGUAAAUGGUUUGACACCGCUGCUUAUCACGAGACUGGACCAUCAGGAUGCUAUUGCCCGUCUAAAUCUUCUUAAACUGAUAAAGGCUGUUUAUGAGCACCACCCGCGGCCAAAGCAAUUGAUUGUGGAGAAUGAUCUGCCUCAGAAGCUUCAAAAUCUAAUAGAAGAACGCCGAGAUGGGCAACGAUCGGGGGGCCAAGUGUUGGUAAAACAAAUGGCUACUUCGCUGCUUAAGGCACUACAUAUUAACACCGUCUUGUAGUUAAAAGCCACGCUCCGCCCGCCCAGGACUAUUUCUUUUCGUAAGUCGUAGAUUUGAUUCUUUAGGAGAAAGUGUAUUUAUUGUGUGUUGACGAGGUGGCCGUCUUUUUUUAUCAGUGAGCUGCUUUGCUUGCCUUUUGUUUUCCUUCUCCUCCUUUGUACAAAUAUUUGAUUACGCAAAUUCGCCUAUGGACACUUUAUAUUUCAGUCA
Molecule: messenger RNA, 4914 nt
Organism: Pyrus x bretschneideri (Chinese white pear)
Lineage: Eukaryota; Viridiplantae; Streptophyta; Magnoliopsida; Rosales; Rosaceae
Product: MAP3K epsilon protein kinase 1
Biological process (GO): protein phosphorylation
Cellular component (GO): cytoplasm
Molecular function (GO): protein serine/threonine kinase activity; ATP binding
Source: RefSeq, a predicted model, not a curated record